Messenger RNA from Dioscorea cayenensis subsp. rotundata (Guinea yam), 751 nucleotides. RefSeq lists its product as uncharacterized. Gene Ontology annotation, cellular component: ribosome. The transcript is spliced from 2 exons. Lineage: Eukaryota; Viridiplantae; Streptophyta; Magnoliopsida; Dioscoreales; Dioscoreaceae. Bases 77 to 532 code for a protein of 151 amino acids. Gene Ontology annotation, biological process: translation. Gene Ontology annotation, molecular function: small ribosomal subunit rRNA binding; structural constituent of ribosome. The record is from RefSeq and is a predicted model, not a curated record.
GAGCUCGGGGAAGGAAGGGUUUAGCAUUCUAGGGUUUCACACAGAGAGAGAGAGAGAGAGAGAGGGAAAGAGGGAGAUGCCGCUAUACGAUUGCUUGCUGAUGAUGAAGCAGCCAUUGACGAGGGUUGCGAUGGAGGAUCUGGUGGGGCGUGUGGUGAGGCGGGUCUACCAGCGCAAUGGCGUCAUCACAGAUAUCAAGUCCUUUGGCACUGUUAAACUUGGCUAUGGGAUCAAGAAGCUGGAUGGACGCCAUUACGAGGGCCAACUCAUGCAGAUGACCUUUAUGGUUCCUCCUGCCUUUCCCAAGGAACUUCAUUAUCUUAACAAGGAAGACCAGUUGUUGCGCUGGCUCGUGGUGAAACACAGGAACACAGGAUAUGGAUUAGAGUUCGUCAAUGAAUACGACGGAAAGGAUGAGAUAAGUCUGUUCCGGACAGGUGGUUUAUACAGCAGGAAAGAUGAUGAUGAGGACGAUGAAGAUGAUGAUGAUGAUGAUGAAGACAACAAUGAAGGUGAUGAAGGAAAUAACUAAAAUGGACUAAGUAUGUUGGGUAUUUACCAUUUUGUUAAUAUAAAUCCUUUGAUCGUCUCAAGCUGACACAGUGUUCUGUAGCACCUCAGUUUGAAAAUUUAUUUCUGAUGGCUCUGUUUUGUUAUUCAGAUAAUUACACAUGCCAAACAAACCAACAAUACUAUACGCUUUUAUUUUUUUUUCGUCAAUUGAAAUGUUAGCAUGUUAUUAGAUGCCGUA